Molecule: messenger RNA, 1748 nt
Organism: Porites evermanni
Lineage: Eukaryota; Metazoa; Cnidaria; Anthozoa; Scleractinia; Poritidae
Source: the annotation of a GenBank genome assembly
AUGGGUUUAAGUUCCAAGAGAAGAGAAACGCUUUUGUCCUUGAUAGCCAACAUGGCCAACGUGACGUCACCUGCAAACUGGCUGUUGUUAGCUGAGAUUUUUUCACGAGGCUGGCGUCUGACAAAGGGUACCAUAUUUUUUUGAUAGAGCCCCAGGGCUCGAAAACAGUACGGGUCUGCUGACAAUGCAUGUCAACAUAAACUUCAAGUACAUCACUGGGGUAAAAACAGCUGUAAAGAAACACGAAUAGUAUCCCAAAUUGUUUACAUGUUCAAACAGAUGCAGUAUUACGCUGAUUUAGCAACAGAACGGGAACGUCAGUUGACGACGGCGCGCGCAAAAUAAACAACUGGAUUGACCAAUAGCAGAGCGGCAAAUUGGGCACCGGAAGUCGUGUUCAGUCCUUUCCGGACUCUUUCCCGUUGUCAACUGACGUUCCCGUCCUGUUGCUAAAUCAGCCUAGUUACUCUUCAAAGUUUAAAAUUAACGCAGGGGUGUUGAAUUCAAACUUAGAAAAUACUUUACAGCUAGCUCUGAAGUUAAAACUGUUUCUGUAUUAGUUAUGUUGAUCAAAUUUUCAGUUUAUAGGAAAGUAACAAGCAGUCGUAAACUAGAGGAAAAGAGCAAUCUAUUAAGCUUGAGUUUAUUCCAAAUGCGUGUAAAAGUAAACGGAUCUAAACCAUGGUGUAAUUGCUAUUUGUUUUUUUAGAUAUGGACCUUAGAAUUAUCCUUGCAUCUUGCCUUGUGGCGUUAGCGUGCAGCAAAUCAAUCGGUAAGACAUCCAUCUUAAAUCACGUGACUAAUGACGUUAAAGUGUACAACAUAAAGGCAGUAUUCAUGCAUGUAACCUUGAAGCAAAUAUAAAAGUAAAGAAGAUCUUUACCUGAAUAAGCCUGUCUGUCUGAUCGGGCGCUAUGUCAGUAGAAGGUAAAUAUGUCAGUUAAUUAAAUAUAACGGUUUUGUGCCUAUCGAAAAAAAAUUAAGGUCGAAGUAAGAUAACACUUAACAAGACUUUGAUUAUUCCGGAUAUCACAAAAACCGAAUCCAAUUAUUGUUUUACGAUAUGGUGUUUUGAAGAUAACAACGACAAACACACUGCCCCGUGGAACACUGUUUCACAUUGCUUUUGCAAAUUAUGCAUUGCUGGCGCAAGCUACAGAUUAGUCAGCUAUCUGAAAGCAAAUAACUAAGGAUGCACUGAUUUCCAACAUUAUUUUUAGGCUCUGAAACAAUGAGAGUACAGACAGUGAGCGCAAUGUAUAAUAAUGUUAUUUAUUGCUUUUUUUAUUUUUUCAUUUAAAGAGGAGAAGGAGAAGCGCGAGGCAAGCCCUUGUGGCUAUGGAUGCCCAGCAGUCUGUGCUCCAGCUUGUGAACCGACGUGUUGCGCACCACCACCACCCCCACCCCCACCACCAUGCCCCGUCCCAGUACCAGUGCCAUGCCCACAGCCAGGACCCCCAGGACAACCAGGAUGCAUGGGACCACCAGGAUUACCCGGAUGUCGUGGAUUCCCCGGUGCCCCCGGAUGUAUGGGACCCAUGGGACCUAUGGGACCACCCGGCGCACCAGGAUGCCCCGGUCUUCCAGCACCUCCACCUCCACCCUGCCCACCCAUCUGUAUUCACCACUGUAUGAAAAUCUGUCCACAGCCAUGCUGUGCUCCUCCUCCCCCAGUAUACAUCCCACCACCUCCUCCUCCCCCUAUGCCAGUUUGUGCUCCAUCAUGUGCUCCAGCCUGCUGUAAAUAG